AUGGCGCCGCAGCCGACCGACACUGAUUUCCGCCAGAACGACAGAAGACAAGAUUAUGGUCUAAAAGUAUGGCACAGGAUGAAAUACACGGACGUUAAGCAGGCCAAAGUGCGCGCCGCGUACAACACCACCGCUUCUCUGAUCCCCACUGAACAUGCCAAGGGGUGUAAGAUGUGUUUUUGUGCCGAGUUUCCUUGCCCGUUCUGUGUUUAUUUUUGCGAGUGGGGAAAUGUAGGCAACCUUUGUUGUUGCCCGUGCCUCUUCGGCGUGCCGUUACCCGUCCCUUGGUUGAUCUCUUGUGUGAAGUUGACCUGGGCGGGCUUUGAUUCGUGGCAUCAUUUUUUUGAGAUUAGUGAGGAGAAGAAUAGUGAGGAGUGCCAGUAUGUAUUGGUGGACAAAAAAGCAGGAGUCAUUAAUGCCUACCAGCUAGAUUGUUGCUGCCCAUAUGAUGUGGAGAAAGCGUGCUGCACCCUCGUACCUCUCACUAGUCUCACCACGAAGGUAGAUGGCAUUAGUUCUUUUCCAGCGCCUCAAUCCUAG
This is a messenger RNA of Micromonas commoda, 540 nucleotides long. RefSeq lists its product with no specific name. Lineage: Eukaryota; Viridiplantae; Chlorophyta; Mamiellophyceae; Mamiellales; Mamiellaceae. The record is from RefSeq and is a predicted model, not a curated record. The coding region runs from base 1 to 540 and encodes 179 amino acids. The transcript has a single exon.